AUGAUAAAGGAAGAGGAGAGUGGAAGGAGCCCUCAAUGGACCGCAAGUAGCGACUGCGACUACUCCCAUGAAGAACAAGCAGAGUCAUGCGCAGACCAGAGCUGGCUGAGCCUGCUGACUGAGCAAUCGGAAGGCAAGGCUGACGUGUCCCUUGGUGCACGCAAAGGGGCUUUGUUCUACUUAGAAGCCCCAGAAGACGUCAGUAACAACUCGACAAGAGAAGAAGAGAACGCGAGAGAUGAGAUACCCUUGGCAGCCCAAGUAAUGGGCGAAAUCGACAAGAUGUACGCCGAACUCGGGCAAAUUGGCAUGGAACUCGUAACCGCCCAUGACAGCGACUUGUCAGCAAGGUGA
This is a messenger RNA of Phanerochaete carnosa HHB-10118-sp, 354 nucleotides long. RefSeq lists its product as uncharacterized. Lineage: Eukaryota; Fungi; Basidiomycota; Agaricomycetes; Polyporales; Phanerochaetaceae. The transcript has a single exon. The record is from RefSeq and is a predicted model, not a curated record. Bases 1 to 354 code for a protein of 117 amino acids.